Messenger RNA from Spodoptera exigua (beet armyworm), 690 nucleotides. Lineage: Eukaryota; Metazoa; Arthropoda; Insecta; Lepidoptera; Noctuidae. The record is from the annotation of a GenBank genome assembly.
AUGCGCGGCGUCGUAACAGUAAAUCUCAGUCGUGCGCCCGCGCCCGCUUCAACGAACUCGAACACUCACAAUCUGCAUAGCAUACAAAUGCAGAUUGUAGAUAGAGAUAGAGAUAGAGAUAGGGAUAGAGAUAGAGAUAGAGAUAGAGAUAGAGAUAGAGAUAGAGAUAGAGAUAGAGAUAGAGAUAGAGAUAGAGAUAGAGAUAGAGAUAGAGAUAGAGAUAGAGAUAGAGAUAGAGAUGGAGAUGGAGAUGGAGAUGGAGAUGGAGAUGGAGAUGGAGAUGGAGAUGGAGAUGGAGAUGGAGAUGGAGAUGGAGAUGGAGAUGGAGAUAGAGAUAGAGAUAGAGAUAGAGAUAGAGAUAGAGAUAGAGAUAGAGAUAGAGAUAGAGAUAGAGAUAGAGAUAGAGAUAGAGAUAGAGAUAGAGAUAGAGAUAGAGAUAGAGAUAGAGAUAGAGAUAGAGAUAGAGAUAGAGAUAGAGAUAGAGAUAGAGAUAGAGAUAGAGAUAGAGAUAGAGAUAGAGAUAGAGAUAGAGAUAGAGAUAGAGAUAGAGAUAGAGAUAGAGAUAGAGAUAGAGAUAGAGAUAGAGAUAGAGAUAGAGAUAGAGAUAGAGAUAGAGAUAGAGAUAGAGAUAGAGAUAGAGAUACGCACAGCCAUACUAGUACUUUACCUUUGGUCAUGCAAAGUGUUUAA